CCUUCAACCACCAAAUAGGUCCGGCGUGAAAACCUGAAUCCUCAGCCAACCCCCAGCAAGAGGCGUGCUGCUGCUCCUUCCGGGUGUUCCGCUGCCAGGCUGAACCCACAAGCCCGGAAUGCUGCAUUACUCGGCCCACCCAUGCCCUGCGGCUUUCACCUUUGCUAAGGGAGGAGGAGGAGGCGAAGCCCACCCCUAGCAGGACUCCUCCAGCCUGAAGGAAAAGCGGCGGGCAGGGAAUGCGGCAGCAGACCAGCAGCUCGGAGCGGAUCGGGCGGCCGGCAGGCACUGGCUACAGAGCGGAAAGAGUUAAGCGGAGGGAGACAUUCCGCCAAGGAGAAUUCAGAGCAGGGGGUCUCAGUCUGGGGAGGCGACCGACCGGCGGCGAAAGGGAAGAGGCCGGCGCUGCUGCUGCUGCUUCGGAGCGCCGAGCGGGGAGAAAGAGCCGCUCGCGGGCAAAGAGCAAGCGAGCGAGCGAGAAACUUUCCCCGGAUUUUUCGUCGGCGCGAUCUGGAGGAGAAAAUACCCUGCACCCGACGGGGGCGGUGGGGUGUCUGCAGGGAUAGCGCGGGGCCGCUUGGAGCAGGGAUCCCGCUGGCCCCCUUGCAGAGGUGCGCAGUUGGCCAGACAUCUCCGAGGGGAGCGCUGAACUAAGGAAGCUGGCGACGCUUCGGCCGGAAUUGCUCCCUGCUCCUUCCGUGUCUCUCUUGACAGUCCGGAAUCGCCAACGGAGCGGCAGUUGCCGCAGCGGCUCUGCUUGGAGAGGGAACCGGGGUUCUUCAGCCGCAGAGACCGGGCCAACCUUCUCCCGCUGCGGAGAGCCCAAAAGUAUGGGAGGGAGGGUCGAGACUCUGUUUCUGAGGAGAAAGGGGGCCGUGAGCCCCCAGUUCGAGCUUCUAGCGCUUCUCAGCAUCUCUGUUUAGCACGCGCGCAACCCCCACCCCCACCCCGAUACUUCGCCUUCUUCCCUGAUAAAAACGGGAUCGAAGAAAUCUUCUCGCCAGAUUGCCGUUUGCUGCCGGGCGCCCGAUCGGAUCCAAGAGGAGAAGCGCUUGCCACAGGUAGCCAAAGUCAGAGUCGAGGCGCGACGCGACACGCGCGGCCGAGAGCGCUGGAGAGCUCGCGUGUGGCCCAAAGGGUGCGGGGGUUGGAGCUUGUUGCUGGCAGGCUCCGCUCCUCUGCCCGCCCCCUCCUCCCCGGGCUUCCCCCGUAGCUGAGGAUGAAAGCUUUCCCCUGCGCCCGAGGAAGGCCGGACGAGCAGGCAGCAGUGCAGCAGGCGGGGAGUCGAGCUCUCGGGUGGGCUCUGGUGGGGGAGAUCGCGGCGUCGAAGAUUGCGCCUGGCAAGCCGCGUCAGCCGGCGAAGGGAAAAAGCAGCAGCAGAGACGGCAUCUGCGGUUGUUGAAAAGAUACAUGUAAGUCAAGAACCGAACUGCGGACGGCCGGGACUUCGGCUGGUCCCAAGGAAAGGGGCGGGGUCCCGCAACGCUGCAACCCCACGGUUACUUUUAAAGCAAUUAACGGGUGCAAAUCGGGAUUUCAGAACAUCCUUCUCGGCUACGGCGAGGGCGGAGCUUGAUGUUCAGGAUAAGAUGUAAAAGGGAGGGAUCCUCUUCCUUGUUAAGAAAUAAGACUACCGGUACCCCUGGGCUCUAGAUCGAGAAGCGCCCGAUCCUAAACAACCCAGCCGGGCUACUCUCGGAAGUUGCAGUUGGACUUGCACAUUCUCUCCUGAAAGCCUCAUGCUGCUACCUACAGCUUUGCUCUGCCAGCAAGGGAAUGCAGCUGUGCUCCAGUCGCAGCAGAAUCUCCUCUGUGCCAGGCAGGCACCCCUUUAUAGCUGGAUUUAGAAAAAGCCUGAACUUUGUAGUGGGGGGCAUCCUCCUUUGGCCCCUGCUGGUGGCCCAUCUGGGGAAACCUCUAUAAGAAUGCUGGCCGGUUGGAGAGAGCUGUCUACCAGGAUAAGUGCUAUUCUUGGCUGUCUCCUUUUCUUCUGGCUCUUGUACUGCCAUCUGCCCAAGGAAGGAAAGGAGCUGGAGGUGGGGACAUGUGAGAUCACAGCCCUGGAUAGAGAUAUGAGCCAUCCCAAAAGGAUGAUUGCCCGACAGACAGCACGGUGUGCCUGUCGAAGAGGACAAGUUGCUGGAACAACGAAAGCGAAACCUGCCUGUGUAGAUGCCCAGAUCAUUGUUAAUAAACAGUGGUGUGGGAUGGAGCCCUGUGAUGAAGGGGAGCAAUGCACUUUAUUAAUCAAUCGUUCUGGCUGGAGUUGUACUAGGCAACUGGGACGAAUAAAAACAGUCACGGUUUCUUGACAUCAACAGAGCACUGUAAGAGCACCUUCUCCAUUUCCUGUGUGCUGAUGGGCAAAGUUCAGAGGUCACCUCAUCGUGAAAAAUGGGACAAUCCACUUUCUCAGUAUGGGUUCAUCCCCACAAAUCAGGGCCCAUCUCAUCUGUAUUUCCCCUUGUGCCGGCACAUUGGAUGCAGAGGCUACUGAAACAAGCAUCUUUGUGUUGUAUGUACAAAAUUAACUUUUCUUCCCUUCCCCAAAGGAAAUGUAUCUAUUUAUAGUUUAUGUUGUGUAUUUUUGACCUGAAAUGCACUUUUCAGUAGACUUUAUUUCCUCCCGUGUCAACAGAAGAUUUGCAUCAUGGCACCCAGGAAUCAACAGGUCUUUCAGAUCCAGGGGAAUGAUGGCCUCUUUGAGACAUAUGGGUGUAACAGACUGAGAUACUUGCUGAAUGUCUGGGAUGCUAUGCUAUAUUUAAAAAAAACAUUCUCUUAGACCUCUUCCUUUCCGUUGUUUCUCCUCCUCUGAUCCCAAGAAGAUGAGAUGGUGCUAAACGAUUUACAAUUGGAUCUUCACUGCUGUGGGUAUAGAGGGAAGUAUUCCUUAAAAGGACUGGCCAUAUUCCAUAUAAGGCACUCUUCACAAAGGAGUAAAAUGAAGUAACCAGGUUAAAAAAACCUGGACAAAAAUGUGUCGAAUCGCAAUCUCCCCCAUUUGUGUCUUAGCAUUUUAAUUAAGUCCCCUUUCUCAUGGUAUCUGCCCCAUCACCGAUUGAGAAUAAUUCUUAUUCAUCAGUAAUGGGCAAAUUCAAAACAAGCCUAAUUUAUUUAAUUAUAAUUCAUUAUGUGAUUGCCAUGGGUUCAUUUUGGACUGAAGUAGUAUUCUGGGAGUUGAGCUUUUAUAUCCAACUUUCUGACUGUUAUGUCCUGAGAUCAAAUUGAUAGUUCGUCAGAUGGAUUGCCUUGGGAAUUUCUGAGCCACUUGUUUUUAUAAGUCAUAGACUGAAAAAAGGCACCUAAAGUAGAUUUCUUCUUGAUUAUGGUACUUCAUGGAACAUUGAUUCCUUAAAGACAUAUUACUGUAUAUAGGGAUCAAAAUCAAAAUUGUACCCAAGUAGCAAUUUCUCCCACUAUAAAUUUAGUAUCAUUAUGAACAAGAACUAAAGAUUAAUGGUUGUCAUAAUCUACCAUUAUCAGCAUGGAUAUUGGUAAAGCUCAGUUGUGAUUUGACAGUUCAGAGAAAAAUUCACAGAUCCAAGUAGAACUUUUUCCUUCAGGCUCAGCUCCAUCCCUCAACCACUGGGUCCUAAAAAUAAUUAAAAGGCUCUGGAGACUACUAGAUCAUAGUGAUCAAUGACUUGAAAAUUAGUUCUAUAAAAACAACUCCACAUUGCUUGUGCACGCCCAUCUGUAAAUAUGAAAAGUCUUGGAUUCAUUCUCAUGCCAAUCUUAUUUUUCGUUACAGUGUAAAUUGAAUCUUUUUGUUUCAAGAACUUUUUCCUGUGUAAUAAAUUUCCACAAUUUGUGAUGUCAAAAAAAUGUAAGGAA
Messenger RNA from Ahaetulla prasina, 3837 nucleotides. RefSeq names its product chemokine-like protein TAFA-5. Bases 1926 to 2312 code for a protein of 128 amino acids. NCBI's taxonomy places the organism in Eukaryota, Metazoa, Chordata, Lepidosauria, Squamata, Colubridae. The transcript is spliced from 4 exons. The record is from RefSeq and is a predicted model, not a curated record.